Messenger RNA from Schistosoma mattheei, 4080 nucleotides. The record is from the annotation of a GenBank genome assembly. NCBI's taxonomy places the organism in Eukaryota, Metazoa, Platyhelminthes, Trematoda, Strigeidida, Schistosomatidae.
CCAUUCCUUAGGAAGGCCUCUGAAUAAUUCGAUCGUCUGGUAACGACAGAUGGUUCGUUUUCUGACGUCCUGAAAUAGGGAUAAAGAUUUAUUUCCAACAACUAUAAGUUAAAUGACGCAUGCAAAUUUACAGACAUGCCCAAAUGGUUAGAAAUGUUGCGUCAUUUAUGAUGUCAAGCGUUUGUCCAUUUUCUUCGACGUGUAAUAUCAAAACUUCUAAUGAGAAGUCAGGAUAACAAAAUAGACAGUUGUUGGAUUAAAACUGAAUUUUACAGUGUAGAAGAUGGAGCGCCAUAUGGAUGCUUCACAACAAUAGACUGUUGGUAGUAUGUGCUGCAGACGUCAUGAAGUUUACAAAACGCAGAAUUUCGCGCAUGUUUUCAUGUUACCUAACACUAGUAUUCGGUUAGCUGCUAUAACAGCCUUUAUUGAUGCAAGAAUUUCUAUUGGAAAUACGAAAUGAUAAGUACUUUGGAGUCACUUCCCGGAAACGUAAUUUGGGUUUUGCAUUAUGAUGAUGUACUUGACGUUUACUGAUGCGACAAUCUGAGGAUUGUUUUCUUCCAUUAUGAUCAUUCGCAUCAAAUUGACCUUUCCUUCCGUCUAGGACUGUUCAUUUGAGAGGACAUACGAAAAAAGUUCAAAAAACCGAGAUCAAAUCACUUACGUCUGGAAUUUCGUUUCUCGCACCGAGUAGUGAAGUACUGGAAUUCUGUACCAGGACACGUAAUAUCAACACCUUCUGUUGAUACAUUUAGGUGCUUUGUAUUAUUGUUGUUUACAUCUAGUGAACCAAGAGUAUCGUUUGCAGCGCUAGCUUGAGUUCACUGCCAGCUUAUGUAGUGUACUAUAAUCAUCUAGAAGUCUAUUUAACUCAUGAAUAAAACGGCUUAUUGUCUAUUUCUGAUACAAAUCAGCUGAUAGCACAUUCCAGAUGACAGAAAAUGUAUUUAGAAAGAAUUCUUGUCCAACAGUAUAUCUACAAUCUUUCAUUCGACCAACCCGGUGAGGUGUCUUAGUUCAUAAUUGAGAAAAUCAGUGAAACCAAACAAUUAAUCGGCAAAAUACGGUGUCUGGUGUAAAACUUACUAACUAAGCCCUGUUACAUUUCGUGGAGGACCAUAGACCGCCCAACAACGUCCCCCACUGAAUAAUGUCCUGGGUAAUCCUUUCCAGUUGGUCCCAGUUACUAUUCGUCCCUUUUACAUCUGCUUUCGAUUCUCAACGUAUUCUGUUCCCUGACCUUCCUCUUUCCUGUAUCGUUUCAGGGUUUCAAGCUAGAGCUUGCCUUGUGAUGCAGUUUGGUAAUUUCCGUAAUGCAUGACCUAUCCACCUCGAACGUGUUUCCCUAACUUCCUCUUCAGGAAUUCAUUACCUCAGGAGGUGAUUGAGGCUCCAUCCAUCGACUCUUUCAAAAGAAAGUUGGAUCAACUGAGAGACCAUCAUUGCCAGGACUAACACAGGCCAUCAAGACUACUGUCCUUUCCAAACUGAAACAUUCGUUUUUCUUACUGAGUAGUGAAUUACUGGAAUCAUCUACAACACCACGUAUCAUCAUCACCUCCUGUUGAUACAAUUGAAUUGAUAUUAGACCCCCACAGUGUUAUAAAUUGUAGGGAUAAUUAUGGGCUGACAGACCUCCUAUCUUUAAUACUGAAGACUAAGACGAUUGCUACGUGUUUUCCAUAGAGCACAUUUCGGAAUUUAUUGUCAAUCAAAUUAAAAAACGAGAGCUCUUAGGUAACACACCCAUUAUAAACGUUAAAAAAGUUGACUGACAUGCUUUUCGUUCCUCAGAUGUUCAGAACUGAAUCUUGUUUAUUUCUGUCAGUUGUUAAGGUCACGUUCCGUCCACCACCAACAAAUACCUGACAUGCCGUGCUACAACUUCAAGAGUAUCACGGUAGUACCGUCAUCCAAAGACUUUAUUGACAUCGUCUUGUCGAAAACUCAAAGGAAAACCCCGACUGUUAUUCAUCCGCAAUAUGCAAUCGGACGUAUUAGACAUUUUUAUAUGCGUAAAGUCAAAACGUGUCAGCAGUUUUACCAUGAUAAACUUCAAACAAUUCUCACAGAAUUCCCUAAAGUGGAGAAUAUACAUCCAUUCUAUGCAGAUCUCAUAAACGUUUUAUAUUCCAAAGAUCACUACAAACUUGCAUUAAGUCAGCUUAAUACUGCCAAGAAUUUGAUUGAUGGCAUCGGUCGAGAUCAGGUGAAGAUAUUAAAGUAUGCAGAAUCCCUAUAUCAAUGUAAAACACUCAAGCGAGCUGCUCUAGGAAGAAUGUGUACAGUAAUCAAGAGACAAGCAGAUAACUUGAAAUUCUUGGAAGAUACACGACAACACAUGUCUAGGUUACCAAGCAUUGAUCCGGAUACUCGCACUAUCAUCCUAUGUGGUUUCCCGAAUGUUGGAAAGUCGAGCUUUAUAAAUAAGAUAACUCGAGCUGAUGUAGAUGUUCAACCGUUUCCGUUUACAACUAAAUCUUUAUUUGUUGGACACACGGAUUAUAAAAAUUUACGAUGGCAAGUAAUUGAUACACCUGGUGUAUUAAAUAGACCCUUGGACGAACAUAAUACGAUUGAAAUGCUGUCCAUUACAGCACUUGCACAUCUACAGGCUGCUGUAAUAUAUAUUAUGGAUUUGUCUGAACAAUGUGGAUAUACUAUACAACAACAAUUAACGCUAUUCCAAAACUUGAGACCUCUUUUUCGUAACAAACCUCUUGUAAUAGCUGCUAAUAAAGUUGAUAUCAAACCAUUUGAAGCACUAUCUGAGGAAGAUAAACAACAAAUUAAUAGUAUUGUCCAGUGGCAUACUGAUAGACAGAUCAGAGAUCCGGAUCGACCAAUCUUUGUAGAAAUGUCCACUGUCACUGAAGUUGGUUUAGUAACUGUUCGUUCAGUUGCAUGUGAUGACUUGUUAGCUCAACGUGUACAAGCAAAAAUUCGAGCUGCCGCUCUGCCAGGCAGUAAUGUUGAUAUCUCUAAUCGAUUGUAUAUAGCUAAACCGAAACCAGACGGAAACAAGACAGACGCACCAUCUCGUCCACCGAUAAUCCCCGACGGUGUUCUAGAUAAACAAAGGAGACGUAUGCUAAAACGUCUUCGUAUUGCUAAUUCACUCCAACCUAGCUCGCAACUUGAAGACGAAGAUGAAGACUCAUCGAAACGUUGUCGAACGGUGCGUGAUCGUGAACCAGAAGCUGAUCCUGAUGAAGGCUUCAUAUUGAAUUUAAGAGAGCAUUGGCGUAUAAAAUGUCCUGAAGAGGCAAAUGAUAUAAUCCCUGAGAUUUUGAAUGGACAUAACUUGAUCGACCUAUUCGAUCCUGAAAUUGAGGAGAAACUAAAUGCAUUGGAAGAACAAGAGGCUGCUUUCGAAAAUGCUGGGUUUUACGAUGAAUCUGAACUACUGAAACAGGAAAAUGACCCAGAAAUGAAAAAAAUCAGAGAAACCGCAGCGAAGAUAAGAGAGGCACGAGCAUUGCGUGUUUUGGAAUCACGAGCUCGUAAGCAAGUACGUAGACCUCAAGUACCUCGAAGCGCCCGUUCAGUCAGUGUACAUAAAAUACAUCAAGAGCUGGGUGAGCUUGGUUUAGAAGUGGAUAUGCAUGAGCAAGGCGAACGUGGUCGUUCACUAAAGAGAGCUGCUAGAGCACGGAACUCAGCACCAAAUCUGCACCGUGAGGCUUCAAUUGCACGUGCAUCUGUAUCGCGAUCUAGAUCUGGUUUACGUGAUGAAAAAAUGCAUGAUACCGUUAAACGCAUGACCAAAAUUGCUCAACGUAAGGUGGUAACAUUAGCACGGAAAGGAGAAGGAGAUCGUCAUAUUCCAACACUAAAACCAAAACAUCUGUUUUCAGGCAAACGAGGAACUGGGAAAACUGAUCGUCGUUAAUUUAUUCCUUUUGAGUGAUUUUAUAACAAUAAGAUAUUUUUUAAAAAAUCACUGGUUUGCUUUUAGAACAAUUUGUACGCAUAUGAUAAAUAUAAUAUCGUGGUUUUCAAUGCAAGGAUAAAAUUUACCGUGUUGACAAAACAAAAAUCUGAUUUCCACGCAUUUGACCUCUGUGAUCGCUUAUA